Paramecium pentaurelia is the source of this 213-nucleotide messenger RNA. The record is from the annotation of a GenBank genome assembly. Lineage: Eukaryota; Ciliophora; Oligohymenophorea; Peniculida; Parameciidae.
AUGAUCUUAAUUUAAAAAAGAAUAAAAAUUUCAUGCUUUUACUUUUAAUACUUUAAACACUCUACUUUUUGUUGGUAUUUAAGGUUCAUUAGAAGUAUAUUCCUUUAAUUAUGGAACAUUAAAAUACUUGAGAUAAUUUACCAACCAUUAAGAUAUAAUAACCGCUGUAAAUUAUUUAAAAAUAAGUUAAAAUAUCAUUUCAACUUCUUUUGA